AUGAGUUAUUUAACAGUUUUUUUCCUAUGUUUGUUAACCCUAACUUGUGCAAACUAUACAAGUUUGAAUAUUUUAAAAAAAGUUUACAAUCAAUGUUCACACAAAAUGGAUAUUUUCAAGUGUCUGAAAAUCCUAGGAUUGAAAGUAAUAGAUCGAGCCCUUCAUUCCAAAGCUCUUAAUGUUAUUGACGGUGUGACUUUAGUGAGUGAUGAACAAACCCUCAGUAAACCUCUAAUCGAAUCUAAAUUAGAACAACUCAAAUCGGAGGAAUUGGACGACUUGUUACUAAACACAACACGACGAUUUUUGGGUAGUCACAAAUUUGAAAUUAAACUUCCAAAAUUAUUGGAAGAAGGUCGAAAGAAAGGAAACAAAGGAGGAAGUGGUGGUGCUUUAUUAGGAGCAUUAGCAAUUAAAGGAACUUUCUUGGCGAUGGCUUAUCAAGGAAUUGCAGUCAUGUCUGGAACCGCAAUUAUUAUAGGCAAAAUGGCCCUGAUACUGAGUGCAAUUUUGGGAUUGAAAAAAUUGGUUAGCAGUGGCCAAGAAAAGACGACUUUGGAAAUUGUCAAAAUACCCAAACAUUCUGAAGUUCACACUCAUUCAACUUCAUACGAAGAGGACGACCAUUACCACAGGUCGUAUGAUGUGUUCGGUCGUAGAAUUGAGUAUCCUAAAAAAACACUACAAAUAUUUUAAUAUAGCGAUAAAUUAAUUUAUUAUAAUUUAUGUAUGUAUGUAAUUAUUGGUCAGUAAAGAAUGUUGAAUUAAACCUGGUUUUAUGAGUAGUUUGUUAGAUUUAGUAAGAGUGAAGUUAAGUAGGUGUUAAACUGGCAAUCACUUGUGUUUUUUCACACUAGUACACAAAAUGAAAACAAUUAGCUAAUUUAUGGCUACUUUUACUAAUAACUUGAAAAAAAUAUACUUUAUUACUUAUUUUAAGGGAAUUUUACGUGCUAUUAACACCUCUCGAAUAAGAUCUUGAUAUUGCAGUUAUGAGAAGAAUGUUCCACUUAUUUUUGACAAUGUGAAAUAAAGAUAUUUAUAUAUGAAGACUUGACUUGACAUAACAUUUAUACAUAUUUGAUCAAUUGGUAAAUUACUAAAGGAGAAAAGUUGCAUCUAGCAUCUAAAAUAAGGUUGAUCUUGACCGAUGUUGUUCACUAGGUCGACCAAUUUCUCACCAACUUCUUCAA
This is a messenger RNA of Tribolium madens (black flour beetle), 1193 nucleotides long. RefSeq lists its product as uncharacterized. Bases 1 to 696 code for a protein of 231 amino acids. The record is from RefSeq and is a predicted model, not a curated record. The transcript has a single exon. NCBI's taxonomy places the organism in Eukaryota, Metazoa, Arthropoda, Insecta, Coleoptera, Tenebrionidae.